Messenger RNA from Lingula anatina, 1349 nucleotides. RefSeq names its product sigma non-opioid intracellular receptor 1-like. NCBI's taxonomy places the organism in Eukaryota, Metazoa, Brachiopoda, Lingulata, Lingulida, Lingulidae. Gene Ontology annotation, cellular component: endoplasmic reticulum. The record is from RefSeq and is a predicted model, not a curated record.
AUGGUGGUCUGCAUGCUAAGAUGUAUCAUUUCUUUAGUUAAAAUUAGCUUACUUCUAGGUGUACUUGUUUAUGGUAUACACUUUUGGCUAUCCAACAAAGAUUAUGUGUUUGAUGCAGGGAAGAUAGCCAAGAUAUCAGAGAAAUAUGCAGGCUAUGAGGCUGAGGCAGCAUUCAGAGAUAUCCUCAAAGAACUAGAGGAUCUGUACCCAGGGCACAUACUUCCCAGUAGAGAUCAUCAAUGGAUCUUUGUCAAUGCAGGAGGCUGGAUGGGGAGUAUGAUGGUGGUUCAUGCCUCCCUCACAGAGUAUGUUCUCUUCUUUGGUACAGCCAUCGAUACAGCAGGGCACUCAGGCAGGUACUGGGCCAAUAUCUCAGAUACAUUGAUCACUGGACAAUACUUGCAGUGGAAGGAAGGGGAAAUGAAAAGCACUGUUUAUGGACCUGGGGACACCAUUUAUCAUGGAAUGGGAGAGGUCACAUCUCUUAACUUCAAAGCUGACACAUGGAUGGUAGAGUAUGGCCGAGGAUUUAUACCAUCCACACUUCCCUUUGCCCUGGCGGACACUGUGUUUGGAACCACAGACUUUGUUACAGCUUUCUACACCGUGAGGGUGUAUGCAAAGGCAUUGUGGAUGGAAGGGUCUUUGUUUGUCGGGGAGUUCCGUGAUUAUUUAAAGGGAAAUCUGUGAUUUAAUGGGGUGAAAGCAACAUUUUUUUAAAAUUGAAAUGGGCUCAUGUUUUAUUAUUUUUUCCCCCCCAGUAAUUAGGUUUUUUACCAGAACAGGAUGUAUUAGAUGAAGAUUGACCAGAUAUAUUUACGUAAUUAUUGUUAGGCAAGGGAUUUGUAAUUCUUGAGAUUUAAUAUUGGGAACACUGUGAUCAUAUACACUGUGUAAGAUUCUAAAGAAUCUUAUAGAUGUCACGAUACUUAUUUGUGGAAAACAUUAAGAAAAUUUUAGUGCAAAACAAGGUGGAGAGCAAUAAAGAGGACUAGAGCGUGUGAUUGAAUUUUGUUUAUAAAUAACCUUAUCCCAUCUGUCUUAGGUUUGUGAUGGCAUAUUUUGGGUAUUUUUCAAAAUUUAUUUUUUCUGUCAUAAUAAGUACAACAAAUAAAAUACCACAACCUUGUUUCCUAUCCAGGCACUGUAGACUAGGUUUGUGUUUGUUCGUGUGUGCAUGAGAGAGAAAUAGAUUCUUUUCAUCAUUUUGUGAUCUUUUGUUGGAAUAUGCAUAGCAAUCUUCCAUAGCACUGAUAUCGGUGUUAUUCUGAAAAAAGGUCACUGUUUAACAGAAAAACAAUCACAAAACUGAUCUUUAAAAAACAAAACAUUUUUUUCUUAUUUUUGCU